Staurois parvus is the source of this 555-nucleotide messenger RNA. The record is from the annotation of a GenBank genome assembly. NCBI's taxonomy places the organism in Eukaryota, Metazoa, Chordata, Amphibia, Anura, Ranidae.
AUGGCUGAUGUCAAGUCUCACUAUGAGCCCUUACCUGUCCAUGACCUGCAGCGACUUCUCUGGAGUCACAGAUCAUCCACAGGACAUGUCAACCAAGUAUGGCCAAAACUGUACCUGGGAAAUGCGUUUACUGCCAGGGAUAAGUCUGUUCUUCGUGAGAUGGGGAUCACCCACAUACUGAACGCUGCCUCUGGAAAGUACCGCAUUAACACUGGGCCAGAGUUCUACAGAGAUCUCAACAUUGAUUACUUAGGAGUCGAGGCAGAUGAUCAUCCUUAUUUCGACCUGAGCGCUCACUUCUUUGCAGCUGCACAAUUUAUAAGGGCCGGGCUGCAAUCUCCUAAUGGGAAGGUGUUGGUGCACUGCGCAAUGGGGAUCAGUAGAGCAGCUUCUCUUACUCUUGCUUUUUUAAUGAUCUCUGAAGGAUUGAGUUUAAUAGAUGCUAUACGCACAGUGAGUGAGCACCGAGACAUUUGCCCCAACCCUGGCUUUCUUGAGCAACUGCGUCAACUGGAUAUAACACUGGAGGCCAAGAGACGAAGCCGGAGAGAAUAG